UAUUACUUACACGUUAAUAUAACAUGCUUAUUCUAAUUUGUGACAUAUCAUUUAGUUUGCAAAUUUAGUCUCCCUAGCAUUACCCAUUUCUUUAUUAAGAAACUUCUUCAUUAAUCUUAAAUAACAAUGACAGAAAAGUUAUACAAUGUGGCUUUGUGUGUUUUUUUUUUUUUUUUUUAAUUUUAUUUUAUCGAAAUGUAGCUUUGUGGCUACAAGGAAUAUUGGUGGUGAUGUCAUAUAAUAUGCGGAGUAGGGUUUGACGAGCCAGCUGUUCUGCUGUGAUUGGAAAAAGGUGUUGAGCUGGUUGAGACCCAUGUCUCAACACGUGUACUCAGGUUUGUAGAGGGAAGGGUCAAUUCGAUUUUAUGAUGUGGAGAGAGACAGAAGCAGAGAUUCGAUUCAAAGAUAUUGACUGAGAUCAUCAAAAUGCAUUAAACCAAACAAAUUAAAUAUUCAAGUCACUGAUUCAGAGGGAGGAUAUAUGCCAUGUAUUAUGUGUAUAUAUAAGAGGAAGUUAACCUAGCCAUGCAUUGUGCUAUAACCAGUGUGCGAUAGAAUACGAAGAAAACAAACAAGUACUACUUAUUGAGUUGAGUUGAAAGAGAUCAAAGUGCGAACUUAAAGAUGGUAGCUAUGAUGGGUUGGGGUGGUGUUGGAGAACAAGGAUGGAGGAAAGGUCCUUGGACUCCUGAGGAGGAUAAGCUGCUCAGUGAAUAUGUCACCUUACAUGGGGAUGGAAGAUGGAGUUCUGUGCCUAGGUCUACAGGUCUGAACAGGAAUGGGAAAAGUUGCAGACUCAGAUGGGUGAAUUAUCUGAGGCCAGGACUGAAGAAAGGGCAUAUAACACCUCAGGAGGAAGGCAUCAUCAUUGAAUUGCAUGCUUUAUGGGGUAACAAAUGGUCCACCAUUGCAAGAUACUUGCCAGGCAGAACCGACAAUGAGAUAAAAAACUUCUGGAGAACCCAUUUCAAAAAGAAAGAGAAAUGCACUCAGAAGCAAGAGAAACGAAAAGCAGAGAUUCUAAAAGCAAAACAACAACAAUUAGAGGAAGAUCAAAACAUGAAAGCAAGAGCCACUACACCACACCAUCAUUGGGAAGCCUGCAGCCAAGGAAUAAUAAGCAAUAUGAAUAAUAUUGAUAUCCAUGAAACACAAGCAACAUGGCAAGAAAAUAUGGAGGAAGACAAAUAUUGCUUACCAAAAUUGAUGCACCAAGCAAGUGUGGAAUUUUGGUCAGAUUUAUUAGGAGAAGAAGGGUUUUAUAAGCUCUGGAACUUAGACGACGUAAGCGGUCGAAUGGAUUUGCAGCAACACACAAGCUUAAGCCAGUGCAACAAAGCAGCCAUGCAGAUCAAUAAUCAAGGAAUUACUGCGGCUUUAUCUUCUGGAGGGGAAUCGUGCAAUAUAUCAUUGCAGAAUGGAAGUGAAACUAGUUCACCUGCUUUAUUUUGAGGAGGAUACUCCAACACUUUCUCCAAUGUAGGAGGCCACAUCUUCCAAUUAGAAAUGCUGAUCAUUCAUUAGAUUGGUACUAAAAUUAUUUUUCUGUCGCCGACUGACACGAUCGAUGAUGAACUUCUGAUCCAGCUAGCUAGUUAGCUAUAAGCGUAUCAAUAAAAUUCUAUAUGCUGGUUUAUGUUUCGAAAGCGUUAUUGUACUAUUGUUAAUUUU
This is a messenger RNA of Pyrus x bretschneideri (Chinese white pear), 1671 nucleotides long. RefSeq names its product MYB-like transcription factor EOBII. Bases 625 to 1452 code for a protein of 275 amino acids. Gene Ontology annotation, molecular function: sequence-specific DNA binding; DNA-binding transcription factor activity. Gene Ontology annotation, cellular component: nucleus. NCBI's taxonomy places the organism in Eukaryota, Viridiplantae, Streptophyta, Magnoliopsida, Rosales, Rosaceae. The record is from RefSeq and is a predicted model, not a curated record. The transcript is spliced from 3 exons. Gene Ontology annotation, biological process: regulation of DNA-templated transcription.